UUCACGUUAUUUGCUGUGCAUAUGUUCCCGUCAUGCUGACCUCCUCAUCUUUAUAUCCCACCCACACAAUCUUAGACCAUAAAUCAGAUAUUUCAGCUAUUACAGGAUUAAUUUCAGGGACAAAUAAUUCCCCAUGGAAGGCGGCAACAAAGGCGAGGCCACGGCCACUGGUGUUCAAAAAAUGGGCCGAUUAAGAUCACUGUACAGAAGAAUUAAGGCUUUGUCCCCUCUUCCAUACCUUGUGAAAGCCUUAGAUUUUUAUGUGAGAAGCGUGUCUGAGUGCGCAGGAAGAAGCAAUUACAGUGGUCUUGCUGCAGGUGGUCUAGGUGUUUCCACCAUCAGCGUUCCAAACAGCUUCACCACCUCCUCCCUUACAAAAGAUCAUGAUGAAUUUGCUGAACUCGUGAGGGCAGCUUUACAGAGGAGUAAAUCAUCUCCUGGAGGGCAAGGGAAGGAAAUUCCGACACCUUGUGUUGGAAGGAUCGACGAGGAAAGCCCCUGCUAUUUUGGUGGGUCUUUCAGAACCAAUACAACGCAAUCCGAUCUUCGUUACCCUCGCACUAGGAGCUCUCAUCCUGCUCGAAUUUCACGUGUUGAGGAAGAAAUUGUUGAGCGUAGGUGAAAAUGUUGUGUGAGUUGUCCUUUAAUGUCUGUAACUCCUUAGUUUGUACUUGUUCUAUUCUGAGUGAACUUUUUUUUUGCACGUCUCCUAAAAAGUUAAAGAGUUACGUGGGCAACAGUUUGCAUUAUUUGGACGUAUAUAUUUCCUGUUUAUAUCUAUUGCACUUUAAGUUAAUCUAUACGAAUUGCGUGAACGUGGAAGUUAAGAUGUAUUAUUCUUGUAGGUCACUCGCUAUUAUUUUUUUUGA
Cryptomeria japonica (Japanese cedar) is the source of this 869-nucleotide messenger RNA. RefSeq lists its product as uncharacterized. Lineage: Eukaryota; Viridiplantae; Streptophyta; Pinopsida; Cupressales; Cupressaceae. The coding region runs from base 134 to 622 and encodes 162 amino acids. The record is from RefSeq and is a predicted model, not a curated record. The transcript has a single exon.